AUGCGUCUCAUCAAGAAUAAGAUCGAGCAUAAUGGCUCAGGCACAGUUACCCUGUGCCCCGAUGAGCCCGAAGAUAUGUGGCACGCCUACAACUUGAUCCGGCCAAGUGACGUCCUCCGUGCCAGCGCAAUUCGCCGCAUCACAUCAACCCAAGAAACCGGCUCGACUUCCUCCGCACGCGUGCACCUUAGCCUCGAGAUUCGCGUCAAAAACUUGGAUUUCGACCCAAAAAGCUCGCAGCUCCAUGUAUCUGGACAAAUCAUGAACGAAACCGCUCACACUAAGAUUGGACAAUUCCAUACCCUCGACCUGGAGCUGAACCGUAACUUCACACUCGAAAAAGAGGUCGGCGCAAAUGGCGAGGGUGUCGGUUGGGAUAGUAUCGCUGUGGAGAUGCUGAAGGAUGCCGUGGACGAAGGCGGCAAGCGACGCGCCGAGGCUAUUGCUGUCGUUAUGCAGGAAGGACUGGCGCACAUCUGCUUUAUUGGACAAUUCCAGACAAUAAUGAAGCAGAAAGUAGAGAUGUCCGUGCCGCGAAAACGGCAGGGCGGCAGUGAUCAUGAUAAGGGGAUGAACAAGUUCUAUCGCGUGACACUAGAAACUCUCCUUCGGCAGAUGGACUUUAAUACCAGCAUAACGUCCGCUUCUAACAACGAAUCUGUACGACCAGUCUUACUCGCUUCACCUGGGUUUGUCGCUGCCGGUUUCCAGAAAUACAUUCAAUCUGAGGCUUCUACCACAAUGCCUGGUCUCAAGCGAUUACUCCCCAGCGUCGUGGUCGUUCACUCCGCCUCUGGCUACUUGAACUCCUUAUCAGAGGUUCUGCAAUCUCCCGCGGUCAAGAAUAUGUUAUCAGACACUAAGUAUGCGCGUGAGACAAGAUUGAUGGAUGAUUUUCUGGACCAGCUCCGGAAAGAGACCAACAAAGCGACCUAUGGCCCGCGUGAGGUAGAGUCUGCUGUGGACCAAGGCGCUGUCGGGCGCGGUGGCGGUAUUCUCAUUAUGUCCAAUCGCUUAUUCCGAUCCCAAGAUGUUGCUGAGCGGAAGCGAUGGGUGUCUCUCGUGGAUCGAGUACGAGAUGUCGAGGGCGGAGAAGUACGAAUUCUCAGUUCGGAUCAUGAGAGUGGGCGACGUCUCGAUGGACUUGGCGGCAUAGCAGCACUCUUGACAUUCCCUAUCAUCGAAGAUGACUUGGAUUCCGAGGAAGAAACUUGA
Penicillium waksmanii is the source of this 1215-nucleotide messenger RNA. Its product is annotated as putative translation factor pelota. The record is from RefSeq and is a predicted model, not a curated record. Gene Ontology annotation, cellular component: cytoplasm. NCBI's taxonomy places the organism in Eukaryota, Fungi, Ascomycota, Eurotiomycetes, Eurotiales, Aspergillaceae. Gene Ontology annotation, biological process: ribosome disassembly; RNA surveillance; nonfunctional rRNA decay. The transcript has 3 exons. Bases 1 to 1215 code for a protein of 404 amino acids.